This is a messenger RNA of Aedes albopictus (Asian tiger mosquito), 5276 nucleotides long. RefSeq names its product protein expanded (gene ex). Gene Ontology annotation, cellular component: cytoplasmic side of apical plasma membrane; cytoskeleton. The record is from RefSeq and is a predicted model, not a curated record. NCBI's taxonomy places the organism in Eukaryota, Metazoa, Arthropoda, Insecta, Diptera, Culicidae. The coding region runs from base 440 to 4687 and encodes 1415 amino acids. Gene Ontology annotation, biological process: positive regulation of hippo signaling. The transcript has 6 exons.
CCAUGGAAUGAAGCUUCUGCGAUGGGUAUAGCUUGAUCUCGCGCGAGCACACCGCGUCGACGGGCUAAGUGCUUCGCUCUCCACGGUUUCGAACGUAUACGCAACAGCGGCUGCUCUCACAAUGUGUUUCCACCAGAAGGUGAACGGUACGACGUCGCGUUCGGUCCCGCAAAAGUUCGAGAUUUGAAUUGUUGGGAACGGUUUUUUUUUUCUUUAUUGCCGCUGCUGUACACAGCGAGAUACGUGAAGUCGCCAAGCGGUUAAGUCGGUCGAUAUUUGAGCCGCUUUAAGUGGAGUGGAGUGAUUUGAGUACGAUUACAUAUUUGAAACUGAAAACUUUCAAAACCUGGGAAAAUACUGAAGAUUUAAUAGUGUGACGAUUAUAAUCAAAGUGAUGAAAUCUUUCGUAAAAGUUAGUUGCAGCUGGUAACGAUGCAGCAUGCGAGCUUUGUGCACUGUCAGCGCACCCCUCGAGGUUUGCGCACCACCGUCCCGCCCUCUGCCUCCGGGUACCAGAUUUCUAGCUUUAAAAUUAUUAGGAACACCACAGCCACGUACACUCUACUUCCUAGUCGAAGCAAAAAGUCGCGUCCGCGAAGUAUACGCACAAACAUGCCAUCACUUCUCCAAACAGGGCAUGCUGGACACCGAACUAUUCGGCCUAGCCGUGCUGAUAGAUGGCGAAUACUUGUUUGCCGACCCCGAGAGCAAACUGUCCAAAUACGGACCGAAAAGCUGGCGUUCGUCACACACGCACGGCUUAGACGCAAACGGGAAACCUCUCCUGGAACUACACUUCCGUGUGCAGUUCUACAUCGAGAGCCCACUGAUGCUAAGAGAUGAAGUAUCCCGGCAUAACUAUUACCUGCAGCUCAAGUACAAUGCCAUCAACCGGGAUCUUCCGAAGGAAUAUUCCGAACAAUCGCUACUUCUCCUCGGCGGCCUAUCGCUACAAGCAGAUCUGGGCGAUUGCCCUGAAGAAAAUGGAGUCGUUAUCGAUGGGACCAGUAGCACAAGCGGCAGCACUAGCAACACUAGCAGUACAAGCGGAACUACCACUAGUACAGCCAAUUCAGGUAAUGGCUGCACCAUCAACAACAGCAAUAGUGCCGCCACCCUCAACAGUGGAAGUAGCAGCAGCACCGGUAGUACUACAACCAGUAAUAGCAACAUCAACAAUAACAAUUGUAGCCCUAGUACUAGUAGCAGCACCAAUAACAACAACGCAUCCACCUGCAACGGCAGCAGUGAAUACUUCAGGCCUGAAGACUACAUCAACCCGUCGCUGCGGUCGGCGUGGGGUAUUUCAGCGCUCAACUCUUGCCAUCGGGAAAACCGAGGAAUGUCUCGAGCUGAUGCAGAAACCCACUAUAUUCGAGAGGCGUGCAAUCUCAACGAAGCCAUCAACGCUCACGUGUUUCGCAUGAAGCAAACCAAGAACGAAACCGGCAUGGGGUCAGUAUCGUUAAGCAUCUACGCGAAAGGAAUACGUAUCGCAGCGGAUAACUCCACAGCGACCACGUUCAACUGGCCCAGCAUCGGCAAGCUGAGUUUUGAUCGGAAAAAGUUCGAAAUCCGCUCCGGUGAAACAAAAAUCACGCUCUACUCGGUGAACGACGACAAGAACAAAAUGAUAUUAGCAUUGUGCCGAGAGACGCACCAAUUUUCCAUGAAAAUUGCCCCGCGUCUAACGGAAGCUAUGAAACGAGAGGAAGAGGAAAGCAGCUGCAUUCACGGCUAUCCAUAUCUGUACUCUCGGGCCCUACCGUACAAAAGCAAAAGUGACCAGCGAAUAUCGGUUAUCUCCAGCACAAGUUCUAAUACUACCUCCGGUAUUGUAAGCGAUCGAGUCCAUUCAGAAGAUGAACUUGAAAUAAUCAUCAAUACGCCACCUACAGCAACACUCGCAGCCCCUUCGACGGAAAGUCUAGCAUUUGCUCAUCUACUUGAUUGCCCUAGUGUAAGUCGACAAACCUCUUCCGUCGGACAAGUAUCCCUCAAAGAUUUGGAAGGCACUCUAGCGGCUUUGUCCAUCCGAUCCAAUGCCACUAUUCGUUCAGUAUCAAGCAACGAAGGAACCGAAGUGAAGGAAAGGACAACUAAAGACUGCGAGUCGUCACCGUCAUCGCAGCAUAACAUUGGUUCACAAUGUUCGUCGACUUGCAGUACCGUGGUCGUAGCUACCGAUUGUAUAAACUUACCUCAGAACAACACCAGCAGCUCAAUCGAACGGCGUCAGACAUCUACGUGCAGUAGUUUGGAACUUGGAUAUAGUCAUACGGCCCAAAACAGUACAUUAAGUGUGGCAACUAGUACUUGCAUAGAUCAUGACAUCAACGAGGAAGAAGAAGAGACAAAUUCGGGAGUUUAUACACUGGCUCAUGCGCCACCUACGGAAACUAGCGGAGUGUACACGAUGAAUAGCAGUGAGAUGACAGGUCAAUCGUCAGAGAUCGCAGAGUCUGAAUCACAUGAGAGCUCUCACUAUGGCAGUUUCCAACCGUGUCAGAGUGAGCUAGCAGAGCCUCUUGAACCAGUCGACUCAGUGGAUGGAGAUUACAGACCACGUCUAGACAGCGACAUCAACGAGUUCCGAUUGCGAUCAGAUUCCAACGUGUCUGCAGCAGGAUCAUUUAGAGGAGACGGAAGUGAUCCAACGGACAACAAGCAUACACUUUUGAGCGCAGAAGAGUUGACCGAUUUGAUCGUGGGGCGAGGGACGUACCCGUCAAGGAAAACAGUGAGCCACACCCUUGAUUCAGAUUGUGACUACGUGACGUUGCCAUUGCCUUUGGAGGGUGAAAGUUAUCUGCAAGGAAGUGAAGAUACCGCUCCCACGGAAGACGAAUACGAUGACGAUGUUCUACCUCCUGCUCCUCCGAAAAGAAUCGACAGCAACAUGCCAGCACAACGGCAGUCUCUUAUGAGUUUAGUUAGCUCGAAUGAUUCACCUCCACCUCCACCUCCUCCUUACAAUGCACAUCACGAAACUACCGGCUUACGCGGACCAGAUAUACGUCCAGACGAGGCACCCGUGAUUCCUCUUCGCGAUCCUCCUCCAUAUCCCCAGAAGCCAACUACCAUCGUGCGGGAACGACCAGUUCCUGCUCCAGUCAUUCCGGUGUGUGCGGCAUCUAGUUUACAAGCAUCCGCAAUACCAGAGGAAGUUCCUGCACGUUUCAUUACCACCAGAUCCCAGAUCAACAUUCUGAAGGCUCAUACCAGUGUAGUUGGCGAAACCGCAAAGCCAAGCUAUGCGGCACCAACAGUCAACAACAUCAGCAAUCUAUCACAGUCUCCACUUCCCACAACGGUGACGACAGCGCCAACAACGCCCAGCGCACUUGGCAUACCGGUCGUUCCAUACCACAAAAGCAUUACCUCGCCUCCACCACCAUACCCAGAAAUACCGAAACCACCUCAUCGAACCUGCGUCUUGCUACCGGUGAUCAAACCUCGACAAUAUCACCCACCACCGCCGCCAACAAUGCCACGGCAACCUCCACCACCUCCACCAGCUCAUUCGCUAGCUACUGUAUACACUGGACAGCUGGCGCGAUCCCAGAUCGAACUCUAUCAACAACAACUCUACAGUGAUGUAGACUACGUCAUCUAUCCGAUCCAGGAUCCCUCAAUUAGUCAGCAGGAGUAUCUUGACGCCAAACAAGGUUCGAUACUGGCAGCAAUGGCCCAAAGUCCACCCCCACCACCGUAUCUUGCCUACCACACUGUUCGAGCCCAUAACCGUAGCUGGGAAGCGUGCAAGAAUCAUGCCAUCUACAGGAGUACUCCAUACCUUUCCAUGGCCCUGUCAUCCAAUUCCCGUUACGCUUCUACACAGAAUCUUUCCGAUACCUACGUUCAACUACCCGGAGCGUAUUCUCCCCUGUACAGUCCAUCGGUAGCUAGCCUUUGUUCAUCGUAUGAACCACCACCACCACCUCCACUACGACCUCGACCUGUAUCCAGCAGUUCGUCGUCCAUGUUUGUGCGAUCCAGAUCCGACGACAACAUCCUGAACUCGGUCGAAAGCACUCCCAAAAUCAGACGACUUCCGCCACCUCCUCCUCCACCAUACGAAUCUAGAAAACCCACUCGGAAGCCACCGAUACCCCUUCCAACCCUAGAGAAGCAAACGUCACCAGCUGUGAAAGCUGUAGCCGCCAUAACGAAACCUCCCGAAGUCCCAGCGAAACCCACCCCUACGAAACCAUGCGGUCCGAGUGCAAAACUGCAAGCUCAGAUAAGGAAGCAAUAUCCGGAUAUUGAUUUCGGCCCCUCCAUCGACAUCAGGACUCUGCGGGAGAAAAGCAAGAACCUUGAUCUUCCGCUUAUUUCUGCCCUAAUGCAUGACCGUUCCCUUUUGAAACAAACACGGGCUUUCGUCAUGCCCAAACAUCCCAAAGCUGGCCUGAACAGCUCACCCAAUAGCGGUAGUAAUGCCACCAUUACCAGUCCCAGCCAGCAGAGCCUCCUGAACCACAAGACCAACAAAUAUCCGGUGUCCGGUCUGAGCACCACCCAGCUUGCCAAACCCCGCAAAUCAUCGAUCGUGAGCCAUCGGCAUCCGAACGACAAGCUGCCCCCGCUACCGGGCCAAACGGCAACCGAGGGCAACAACUACGUGAUGGAUCCGUCGACGCCGGCCAAGCAAAAGAGCUACAGCUCCUCACAACCCAGUGCCUGAGAUAAUUCAGUAUCAACGCGAAACGCUUGGCCGACGGUCCGACGGUCUCUGCAGCCAUCAUCUGCGUAGCUGUCAGAUCAAAUACGAUAAUUUUACGCUGAAAACGAUAGACUUUUACAUUUGGAAACCUAUUGUGUCAUGCUAAAGCUAAGAUAGUAGAUUUUUGUCGUCUUAAUCGGGAGAGAAAAGUUUGUGUUACUUGCAUUUUUAUAAAAUGGACCUAUAGUUUGUUGUACUAUUUUCUCCUUUAGGAUAAAAACCAAUCCAGGAAAAUCGAAAGGAAGUUUUUGGAACGAAACUUUUCCUUAGUAAAACCCCACCGAACGUACUUUGUCUGUUUCCCAGAACGAACAUUCCCCCUACUUAUUUAGCUUUGGAUUAUUCUCUCUUGAUCACUGUCGAACAUAUAAACCACACCUCCAUCGUUCCAAGCUUUCUUACGAUUUUCGAACCCAUAGUGCGAGCUAAAAUCACCCGAAUGUCAGCUCACAAAUAACACGGACGCAUAUUAGAUUGUUAAAACAAAGUAUCUUUCUUUAGUGGAAAUUACUCAGGAUAUUUUAUAUAAAAAACAUAAACUCUUGUUUUU